GGAUGUUUACCUGCGGCCUGGGUUUUCCAGCUACAUUGCCAAAUUCAGCGGAACAAUUCUAUAUCUUAAAUAUGUUAAUAUGUAUGGACCGCAUUUUAUGUAGAACAUCUGACAACUUCGCAAUUUUUUGUCCGCAUUCUUUCGGCUUGCAAUCUUUCGCUGGUCCAACAGUAGUUCAAUGGUAGUGAUGCACUUGUGUUUCUUCCCAACAUCUGGCGCUCUAUGGUUCCAUGUCAAAAAACGUAAAUAAACAAAAAAGUAGGGUUAUAGUCUUAGUUUUUGAAGAUGUAUAGGAUUUGGUAAGUUAUUAACAAAAAUGUAAUUUUACCGAUUAUAACAGUAAUUUCCAGCAUGGUAUCUGAUUUCUUUUUCCCAAACAUGGGAGGCGUAGAAGAACACAUUUAUAACUUGUCAGAAUGUCUGAUACUAAGUGGACACAAAGUAAUUAUCAUGACCCACAGCUAUGAGGACAGAGUGGGCAUAAGGUUUCUAACAAAUGGCUUAAAAGUUUAUUAUCUGCCAAUUAAAGUUUUCUAUAAUCAGUGUGUUUUACCUACAGCUAUAUGCAAUAUUCCUUUGAUCAGAAAUAUCCUUAUCCGUGAAAGGAUAGAGAUUGUACAUGGCCAUUCUGCUUUCUCUGCCUUAGCAUAUGAAGCAUUGUCUAUUGGUAGCUUGAUGGGGUUGAAGACAGUUUUUACAGAUCACAGCCUCUUUGGUUUUGCUGAUGCCAGUGCAAUAAUAACCAACAAGUUCAUCCAAAUCACCUUGACUGAUUGCAACCACUGUAUCUGUGUGUCACAUACUGGUAAAGAAAAUACAGUGCUUAGGGCCAAAGUUGAUUCUAGAAGAGUUUCAGUUAUACCAAAUGCUGUGGACACAUUUGCCUUCACUCCUGAUCCUAGCCAACGAACAAAAGGAUGCAUCACAAUUGUUGUGGUAUCUAGGUUAGUUUACAGAAAAGGGGUAGAUCUGACAGCUCAAAUUAUAGGUGAUUUGUGCCAAAAAUAUAGCAAUAUUUAUUUUUUGAUAGCUGGUGAUGGUCCAAAGCGAUGGUUGCUAGAAGAAAUAAGAGAGAGACAGGGAUUACAAGACAAAGUGUCUUUGCUUGGGAGUUUAGAACACUCACAAGUACGUGAUGUUUUGGUGAAAGGGGAUAUAUUUCUGAACACCUCUUUGACAGAGGCUUAUUGUAUGGCUAUAGUAGAAGCAGCAUCUGCAGGGUUGAAAGUCGUAUCUACUAAAGUCGGAGGUAUUCCUGAAGUUUUGCCAGAGGAUCUGAUAUAUCUGACUGAACCAAACGUUCCCUCAUUGAUGGAAGGAUUGGAAAAGGCAAUAACUGAUCUGAAGAUGGGCAAAGUUGUAUGCCCUUAUGAAUGUAAUCUACGCGUUAGGAAAUAUUAUAAUUGGAAAAAUGUCUCUGUAAGAACAGAAAUAGUAUAUCACAGGGUUUCACAAGAACAAGAUAGGGAGUUAGGAGAGAGGUUAUUCAACUAUUUGAAAAGUGGAGUGUGGCCAUAUCUGUUGGUAGUGUCUCUAUCAUUUUUAAUACUAAAACUGUAUGAUUAUAUACAACCAAGGAAGUACAUUGAUAUAGCAAAGGAUUGCAACAAAUUGAGCAAACGUAAGAAACAAUCGUGAAAUAGGAACUGCACUGAGCUAUAUUGCAUUGCUGUGACCUAGAUUUGGAUAAAUAUUGAGCCCACAUACAAACAUAAUGGGCGAUAGUUCCUUCAAGACAAUCAUAAUAAUAAUAACUAUAAAUAUGUCAUGAUUUACAAUUAAAAUGUAUUUCCUGUUAGCGACGUUUGGGGUGGACCUGAAAAUGUUGAAAUAUGAUUAUUCCUCAAGUUUCUAAUCCGGAUAGUAAUGACGACGCGUGUCGAAGCAAAUUAAAUAACCCCCAUAUGACUGCUAUGGAGAUUUCAACAUCUCUCAUUUUCUUGUGACCUAAGAUUACUAUUAAGGGAAUCUUGACUAAACAUUUUCUUAAAAUCGUGCUUGCAGAUUUUCAUGAACGUUUUUGCGUUUUUUCAUUGCCAUUAUGAGACUCUAGAAUGUCAAAAUAAAGUCAAACGGCUCGAAUAAAACUGCAGCUGUAUCAGUGAAUGUCAAGCAUCAUUUGGAUUCACAUUGAAGUGGUCUUCAAUUUCUCUAUCGCGAGAUAUGUAAACAUCCAGAUUUCAAGAGUUUUCUGGAAAUAAAACCAUCACAUGUUAAGAUUGUUUUAUUUCAACCUAAAUUAUUUUUUCAUAGCUGUUUCCUAACUUCGAUGAGAUCCUUCCUCGCUUUCUUAAAGUUCAGAAGCACUUGGUUAACACUCUUAAUAAGUCCUGAAGCAUUUAGUUUUUCGUAGAUGAACUUCUUCCGUUGAUUUUCUUCGUGAAGUUCAUCAAGAAAAGCGUGAGACUGGUGGACGACGUUCAUUCGGAC
Messenger RNA from Acanthoscelides obtectus, 2430 nucleotides. The record is from the annotation of a GenBank genome assembly. Lineage: Eukaryota; Metazoa; Arthropoda; Insecta; Coleoptera; Chrysomelidae.